UCCAAGGCCCAAUGAGCUCCUGAUUAUUCACUUCAAAAGGAGCAGCAACUGAGAGCUGAGAGUACUCUUGGUUGUGGUUGGGUCCGAUGGCCGGGGCCAAGGAGAAGGCGUCGUUCCUGGAGCUGGUUCGCUACGCCGACGGGCGCGACCGGUGCCUGAUGGCGCUCGGCGUGCUGGGGAGCUUCGGCGACGGCAUGAUGCAGCCGCUCUCCAUGCUCGUCCUCGGGGACAUCGUCAACAGCUACGGCGGCGCCGGGAGCGCCUUCAGCUCCGGCGCCGUCGACAAGUUCGCGCUUCGGUUGCUGUACGUCGCAGUUGCGGUAGGCGCCUGCUCCUUCCUAGAGGGGCUGUGCUGGACCCGGACUGCCGAGCGGCAGGCAUCGAGGAUGCGGCGGCUGUACCUCGAGGCCGUCCUGCGGCAGCAGGUGGAGUUCUUCGACGCCGCGGCGCCAUCCUCGCAGGCCACAACGUUCCGGGUUAUCUCCACCAUCUCCGACGACGCCGACACCAUCCAAGACUUCCUCGCCGAGAAGCUGCCGAAUGUUCUGGCCAACAUGACGCUCUUCUUCGGCUCGCUGGCCGUGUCCUUCGUCUUCGCGUGGCGGCUGGCGCUGGCGGGCCUCCCGUUCACGCUCCUCUUCGUCGUGCCGAGCGUGCUGCUGGGCAAGCGUAUGGUCGCCGCGGCGGGGGAGGCCCGCGCGGCGUACGAGGAGGCCGGCGGCGUCGCCGAGCAGGCGGUGUCGUCCAUCCGCACGGUGGUGGCGUAUGGCGGGGAGGGGCAGACACUGGAGCGGUUCAGGCGCGCGCUGGCGCGGAGCACGGCGCUCGGCAUCAAGCAGGGGCUUAUCAAGGGAGCCGUCAUCGGGAGCAUGGGCGUCAUCUACGCCGUCUGGUCCUUCAUGUCGUGGCUCGGCAGCCUACUGGUCAUUCACUUGCACGCGCAGGGCGGCCACGUCUUCGUCGCCUCCAUCUGCAUCGUCUUGGCGGGAAUGUCCAUCAUGGUGGCGCUGCCAAACCUGCGGUACUUCGUCGACGCCGCGACGGCGGCGGCGCGGAUGCGCGAAAUGAUCGACAAGCUGCCGCCUCUCGAAGCGGCCGGCAAGAAGGGCGCCGUCAAGGAGAAAAUCAGGGGCCAGAUCGUGUUCAAGGACGUGCACUUCUCGUACCCAUCGAGGCCGGACACGCCGGUGCUCAACGGCGUGACCCUGACCAUCUCCGAGGGCGCUACCAUUGGCCUCGUAGGCGGGAGCGGGUCCGGGAAGUCAACCGUGGUCUCCUUGCUGCAGAGGUUCUACAGCCCGGACAUGGGCGAGAUAUUGCUGGACGGCCAUGCCAUCGACACGCUCAACGUGGAGUGGCUCAGGAGUCAGAUAGGCCUGGUGAGCCAGGAGCCAGUGCUGUUCGCCACGUCCAUCAGGGAGAACAUACUGUUCGGCAACGAGACGGCGUCGCUGAAGCAAGUCGUUGCGGCGGCGAAGAUGGCCAAUGCUCAUGACUUCAUCACCACAUUGCCCCAUGGAUACGAAACCAAUGUUGGGCAAUUCGGGACGCAGCUGUCUGGAGGGCAAAAGCAGCGCAUCGCCAUCGCUCGCGCGCUCAUCCGGGACCCCAAGAUCCUGCUCCUGGACGAGGCAACCAGCGCGCUGGACUCCGAAUCGGAGCGCGCAGUGCAGGAUGCGCUUGACCGGGCGUCUGUGGGCCGGACAACCAUCACCGUAGCGCACCGCCUCUCAACAAUCCGUAAGGCUGACAUGAUCGCGGUACUCCACGCGGGCCGCGUGGUGGAGUACGGCACGCACGACGAGCUCGUCGGCGUGGACGGCGGCGAAUGCGGGGUCUACGCCAGGAUGGUGCACAUGCAGAAGGCGUCCCUGGCCAGAGAGGAACGCCACCGCGUGGUUGAAGUAGAAGCGGAGAGCAGCAGGAUGUCGUUCCAGAGCGUCGAGAUCAUGUCCGUGGUCAGCAGCGCCCAUCCAAGCCCGGUGCCGUCGUUCCGGUCGGUCGAACACCCAGUGGAAGACAGCGAGCUCGACCGCUACCAUGCAAAGCGCGACCGCAAGCCGUCGCAGCUCCGCUUGCUCACAAUGAAUCGGCCAGAGUGGAAGCAAGCUCUGCUCGGGUGCGCCGGCGCGAUCAUAUUCGGCGCGGUACUGCCGCUGUACUCCUACAGCCUCGGCUCGUUGCCGGAGGUGUAUUUCCUCGGCGACGAUGGCCUCAUCCGUUCGAAGACCAGGCUGUACUCCCUUGUCUUCCUCGGCAUUGCCAUCGUCUGCAUCACUGCGAACAUCGUGCAGCACUACAACUUCGCCGUGAUGGGCGAGCGCCUGACAGAGCGCGUCCGGGGACAGAUGCUCGCCAAGAUCCUUUCCUUCGAGGUCGGGUGGUUCGACGAGGACGACAACUCGAGCGCGGCGGUCUGUGCGCGUUUGGCGACGCAGGCGACCAAGGUCCGCUCCCUCGUCGGCGACCGCAUGUGCCUCCUGGUGCAGGCGGCCGCCAACGCGACGCUGGGAUUCUCUCUGGCAAUCGCCGUGUCGUGGCGGCUCGCGGUGGUCAUGAUGGCCAUGCAGCCGCUGAUCAUCGCAAGCUUCUAUUUCAAGAAGGUCCUCAUGACGGCCAUGUCCAUGAAGGCCAAGAAGGCUCAGGUGCAGGGUAGCCAGCUCGCCAGCGAGGCCGUGGUGAAUCAUCGGACCAUCACCGCGUUCUCGUCACAGCGGCGGAUGCUCCGCCUGUACGAGGCGGCGCAGGAGGGGCCCAGGAAGGACAAUAGGGUGCAGUCCUGGCUCUCCGGCUUCUGCCUGUCCCUGUGCCAGUUCAGCAACACGGGCAGCAUGGCGCUUGCUCUGUGGUACGGAGGCAGGCUCAUGGCCAAGGGGCUCAUCACUCCCACACACUUGUUCCAGGUGUUCUUCAUGCUCAUGACCAUGGGAAGGGUGAUCGCCGACGCCGGGAGCUUGACGUCCGACCUAGCUCAGGGAGGUGACGUCGUGCGGUCCGUCCUUGACACGCUGGACCGUGAACCGAUGAUCAAGGACGACGGUGACGAAGUCAAAGAGUCAAACAGGAAGAGGGAACAGAAGCAGAAGGACAUCAAUGGCGCCAUCGAGUUCAGAAAUGUGCAUUUCAGCUACCCGACGCGGCCAGAGGUGGCCGUGCUCGCCAACUUCAGCCUUGAGAUAGGCGCGGGGAAGACGGUGGCGCUCGUCGGGCCGAGCGGGUCCGGCAAGUCCACGGUGAUCGGCCUGGUCGAGCGUUUCUAUGACGUGCAGAAAGGCUCGGUUCUGAUCGACGGCAGGGACAUCAAGAGCUACAAACUGGCACACCUCCGGUCGCACGUCGCGCUUGUCAACCAGGAGCCGACGCUAUUCUCCGGCACGAUACGCGACAACAUCAUGUACGGCGAUGAGCACGCCACCGAGGACGAGGUGACCAACGCCGCCAUGCUUGCCAACGCCCACGAGUUCAUCAGCGCAAUGGAGGGCGGCUACGACGCGCGCGUCGGGGAGCGAGGGGCACAGCUGUCGGGCGGGCAGAGGCAGCGGGUAGCGCUGGCGCGUGCGAUACUCAAGAACGCGAGGAUCCUGCUGCUGGACGAGGCGACGAGCGCGCUGGACGCCGUGUCGGAGAGGCUGGUGCAGGACGCCGUCGACAGGAUGCUGCAGGGGAGGACGUGCGUCGUCGUGGCGCACCGCCUCUUCACGGUGCAGAAGUCCGACACGAUCGCGGUGGUGAAGAACGGGAAGGUGGUGGAGAGAGGACGGCACAGCGAGCUCAUCGCCGCAGGACGUGGAGGGAUAUACUACAACCUGGUCAAGCUGCAACACGACAGAUCACCGUCCCUUAGUCCUAUGUGACACAUACGCAAAGGGAGUACAAGUUACUAAUAUAGCAGCAUCCAUGAAAAAGUGAU
Phragmites australis (common reed) is the source of this 3910-nucleotide messenger RNA. RefSeq names its product ABC transporter B family member 15-like. Lineage: Eukaryota; Viridiplantae; Streptophyta; Magnoliopsida; Poales; Poaceae. Gene Ontology annotation, biological process: transmembrane transport. Gene Ontology annotation, cellular component: membrane. The record is from RefSeq and is a predicted model, not a curated record. Gene Ontology annotation, molecular function: ATP hydrolysis activity; ATP binding; ABC-type transporter activity. The transcript is spliced from 8 exons. Bases 87 to 3854 code for a protein of 1255 amino acids.